Messenger RNA from Auanema sp. JU1783, 1341 nucleotides. NCBI's taxonomy places the organism in Eukaryota, Metazoa, Nematoda, Chromadorea, Rhabditida, Rhabditidae. The record is from the annotation of a GenBank genome assembly.
AUGAAUAAAAACGAAAAUAAUUCUGUUUCCUCUAAAGCUGAAGUGAUUGGCAGGAAAAUCUCAAUUAUUCGUCGACUUACACUAUCUGGAGAAGUGCCGACGAAUCUGCCGCAGAUCAAAGUCACAAAGGUUCCUCCAAGCAAUUCAACAAUGAGCAUAGCUAAGAUGAAUGGAUCCUAUAAGGCUCGCGUCAUGUGGAGAGAUGAUCGAAGCCCUCCAUGGAUGGAGAAAGGUGGAGGACGUCUUUCAACUCGUAGUUCACCUUGUACAUCACCAGCCAUUCCAAGCUCAUCCGAUAGCUGUGAUAUGCUGAUAGACGAUAGAAGGACAUCAUCAACCAAAAAUAGCUUAUUCUUAUUCUCAAUCGAUGAUGAAAGUCAGCAGAUUUUCCAGGAUGACAUGGAUGACAAAAGUGUUUUACAUUAUGAACUUGGGUUUUACGAAAAAAGUACCGGAGACUGUUUUAGGGGAUCUCUCACUUUCGCUCUUCGAUAUGAUUUCAUUCACAGGGUUCUGAUGCUUCAUGUUUUACGAGCUAGUAAUCUACCUGUAGAAGAUAAAAACAGAACUGUCGAUCCUUAUGUUAAGAUGUAUCUAUUACCGGAACGACGAAAUCAUUGUAAAACUCGAAUUUGUAAGAAAACCCUCGAUCCCGAAUUCAAUGAAAUGUUUUCAUUUGACGUUUCAUUCAAUAGUUUACAUCAUCGAAUGCUUCAGUUUACUGUUUAUGAUUUCGAUCGUUUUACUCGACAUGGUCUCAUAGGAAAUGUAAUUAUGAGAGAUCUUUUUGAUAAAAGUGAUCUUUACACAUGGACAGAGUAUACAAUGCAAAUAGUUGGAAGUCAGGAAAAAAAUGAUUUCGGAGAUUUAUUAUUAUAUUUACAAUAUGUUUCACAUGAACAAAAACUAUUGGUGACUGUUGCUAAAGCUUAUAAUUUACGACCAAUGGAUAUAACUGGUGCUUCUGAUCCUUAUGUCAAAAUUGAACAGGUGUAUAGAGGAAAACGUGUAAAAUUGAGAAAAUCAUCUAUUAAACGGGCAAAUUUGAAUCCUGUCUAUCAUGAAACUUUGGAAUUCGAAAUUCCAAUCAAUCAGGUUCCAGAAACAAAUUUACUUGUGCAGGUUAUGGAUUGGGAUAGAAUCGGUAAAGAUGAUUUGUUAGGUUGUUGUGUCCUUGGUAAAGAUUCACCAACACCAGAAGGAAAACAACAAUGGGAGAACUGUUUCUUAGCAACAGCUUCAAAGGAAACUGGACAAAAACAAAAGCCUGUCGGACAAUGGCAUAGCAUACUGUCAGAAGUGCCGGAAAACUUUCGAGACAUUCCAAAAGCAAAAAAAUAG